GCUGGCCUGAGAAUAACCCACGCGAAUGGACGGAGUGGUUGCGAUUUUUAGAGCUCUUUAUUUAUUUUUGAAAGUAUUUAACUGCAUGAUAGAUUUUUUAGAUGUAAUUCGCGGGAUCACCAAAGCACACAUUUUGCAGCCUGUUGGUGGUUGUUUAUGUGGGUAGGCUACAGCAUGCGCCAAUAUCUUACAUUAUAGAGAUAGAGGGAGUUGGCUAAAAACUGGUGAUUCACGUUGCCAUAUUUAGAAGCACCCCUGUUGGCGACUGUUGUCUUCUGUCAACUGCGUGUGAGAGACGUAGGAGGGGCUGGCUGGGUGUCGCCACAUGCACCAGAAGCGCUUAUCAAACUGUUACAUGCCACAGAGCCGCAAAUAGGUGCCGUUAACCCCUGGCGCGCGAUCAGUUGUGUACCCUCCCGUCUAAGCCCAACUGAAAGACAAAACUGAUGAACUUUUACUGAUUUAUUUGGAGAUUAAAUUCUGCAGAGGAGCGCGCUGUGAAAGCCACUGUUGGAGCGCAUUUGUUGCGCAGCUGGCACUUUUCACGGCACGAUUACGCACAGAUAUAGUUACGAUGGAGCAAAUGCGCGUAUGACUGUGCGAGUGAGAAAUAGAGAGAGAGAGAGAGAGAGUAGAUGGAAUUCAUCUGCGCUAUAUUGACAAAAAUACGUGGAAACCCCUAUGCAGAUAUUAAAAAAGAUUAUUUGUCGUCUAUUUUCCUUCAUUUUUUAAAGGUUGACAGACAGGAAACGGGGGCAGAGGGAUCCCCUGUCUCUCUAUUUUUGUGUAAGGAUUUUGUAUGCCCGAGAUGUGACUCUGACUUCAUUGAAGAGGUGACAGAAGACUCCAGUCUCUUGCAGAAUAGCAGAUCAGCGGCCAGUGAAGAUUCAAACUUGCUUUUCUCAGAGUUAUGGCAACUGCUGUUUAUGGAGCGCUCUGCUCUGCUGUCUCAUCCGCCCUCAUCAGAGUGCGACCCAGAUGACAGCGAGCAGAUAUCUGCAGGUCAGAGCCGUCUUUCUCUAGUGUCGCCAGGCUUUACUGAGGCCGGAGAACCAGAGUCACCUUCCCAACCUGAACAAGAGAGGUCAUCCAGGCCUGAACAAAGGCCUGCAGUGGAAGGGAUCGUGCAGCAGUUCUUGGCCGGCCUGUUUGCCAACAGCAGAAACUCCGGUGCUGCACCAGCUGCACUAUCCAGCAUGCUACAGUUGCACUCAAACCCUGGAGAUUAUGCGUGGGGUCAGGGAGGUCUGGAUGCUGUUAUCACAGAGUUGUUAGGACAGCUGGAGGGCACAGGUCCACCCCCUGCAGAAAAGGAGAUGAUCUCAUCCCUGCCAACAGUUUGCAUCUCUCAAGAACAGACAGACUGCAGACUGGAGUGUCCAGUUUGUAGGGAGGAGUAUUCAUCAGGGGAGUCUGUCAGGAAACUACCCUGCCUCCAUUACUUCCACAGUGAAUGUAUCGUGCCUUGGCUGGAGCUGCAUGAUACCUGCCCAGUGUGCAGAAAAAGCCUUGACGGUGUCGACAACAGCCUCCUGCCCACAUCAGAACCCCCAGAACCUCGCUCCAUCAGGACAGAGCAACAGGAGAGGCAGGCAAUCUGAGAAACUGGCCAAGCAAAUCUACCUCCCUUUACUUUUUUCAAGAGACAUGCUUCUCACCUCAGACCUUUCCCUCUGCACUGUCUGCGUUUAAAUAAAAUGCAUUACAUCCAUCACAGUCAUAACUUACAGCUUCAACUCUCACUACAGUACACUCAUCUCUGCUAAGGACCUUUAUGUUUUCUACUCCAACAUCUUCACCAUUAUUAGGCUACACUACACACAAAAGGAUGUGCAGUUUGCAGACGAGAUGUGGAGGUGAUGUGUCCGUCUCGCUACACUGCUCUCUUAAGUGGUUUUCUGAACGACUGACUUCCACCACUGAGCUGCCAGUGGUUGUCAAAAUGAUGUGAAUUCACAGAAUUAUGAAGUAACACUUUUGCAUUAAGGCUCUUGGUAAGACGAUUUCCUAAUGCAGAAUAUUUUGUUUUUCCACCCAAUCCGAUCCAGCUUUGAUGUGCUCCAGAUAUUAAAGCUAACCCUGUGAUCCCCACAA
This is a messenger RNA of Perca fluviatilis (European perch), 2094 nucleotides long. RefSeq names its product E3 ubiquitin-protein ligase RNF115. The transcript is spliced from 9 exons. The record is from RefSeq and is a predicted model, not a curated record. Gene Ontology annotation, cellular component: cytoplasm. Bases 636 to 1601 code for a protein of 321 amino acids. Gene Ontology annotation, biological process: protein ubiquitination. NCBI's taxonomy places the organism in Eukaryota, Metazoa, Chordata, Actinopteri, Perciformes, Percidae. Gene Ontology annotation, molecular function: ubiquitin protein ligase activity.